AGAAGAAGAUGAAGACUACUUCAAUCAGGCAACUUCACUUCUCAGCCAUAAAAAUUGACUUUAGAUAGAAGAAUAUCGUAAACAUGGCUGACGAAAAGCAACAGAACUUUGUUGAAGAUCUUGUGGAUAAUGCAUGGUCUAUAAGAAUACCUGCUUUUAAACCUGAAGACAAUAUCCAGGGUUUGAUUGAAGAGAGCUGUUUCGCGACCGUAUUCCCCAAAUAUCGUGAAAAAUAUUUAAAAGAAGUUUGGCCUUUGGUUCGGCAAUGCUUGGCGGAAUAUUGUCUCAAAGCCGAGCUGAAUCUAAUAGAGGGCAGUAUGACUGUAAAAACUACACGCAAGACUUGGGAUCCUUAUAUCAUUAUUAAAGCUCGUGAUAUGAUUAAGUUGAUGGCUCGCAGUGUGCCGUUUGAACAGUCAAAGAGAGUGUUACAAGACGAAAUUGGUUGCGAUAUUAUCAAAAUUGGCAGUUUGGUACGAAAGAAAGAGAAAUUCAUUAAAAGGCGACAGCGUCUAAUAGGACCUAAUGGAGCAACAUUGAAAUCCGUUGAACUACUGACUGAUUGCUACGUUUUGGUACAAGGUAACACCGUGGCAGCUUUAGGCCCUUAUAAGGGGCUACAACACGUGCGUGAUAUUGUAUUAGAUACUAUGAACAAUGUGCAUCCAAUUUAUAACGUGAAAGCAUUGAUGAUUAAACGUGAGCUUAUGAAGGACACCCAACUGGCUCAUGAAGACUGGUCCCGGUUUUUGCCGAAAUUCAAAAACAAAAACGUCAGCAAACGCCAGCAGCCGAAGUUAAAGAAAUGCAAAAAUGAUUACUCACCUUUCCCACCACAGCAACUUGAAAGUAAAAUCGAUAAGAAAUUAGCUUCUGGCGAAUAUUUUCUUAAUAAGGAACAAGAAUAUCAGCGUAAGCAGCAUGAACGCAUGGCCAAACAAGCAGAAACAGUUCAGAAGCAGAAGGAAAAAAGACAGGCAGGUUUCAUACCGCCUGCAGAGGAAAACUUUAGUUUAGUCAGAACUUAUGCAGAUACCGAUGAGAGGAAACUGAAUAUAAAGGCUUUCAAGAGCAAGGUGGCCAAAUCUAUUCUAAAUCUAAACACUUAACUGUUACAAUUAUAAUAAAAAAAACUGUUAAACAUUAUUCGCCUUUGAAGCUGAUCUUUAAUGCCUGCGAGCAAAUAUUUAGAAAAGGUAUAUGCUAUAGCGAAUCGGCAGCAAUAUUUUCAAGCCAUCAGUGGAUUUUUUAACCCGUUGGGUAAUGUGGGUUUACGGCCAGACGUUGUUGAUGUACUAAACGAGGGAAUAUGCGUGAAAUUUCAACGUUCUCUAUUAAUUUCCAUUUUAAUUCAAUUAACAACUAGCAAAAAAAAAGCAAGUAUAUCAAGUAUAGCGUAUUGGACGGACAGAAUCAUUCCGAAUCAAUAAAUAAACCUUAUACAUA
Messenger RNA from Glossina fuscipes, 1446 nucleotides. RefSeq names its product KRR1 small subunit processome component homolog (gene dbe). The coding region runs from base 84 to 1109 and encodes 341 amino acids. Gene Ontology annotation, cellular component: nucleolus; small-subunit processome. The transcript has 2 exons. Lineage: Eukaryota; Metazoa; Arthropoda; Insecta; Diptera; Glossinidae. Gene Ontology annotation, molecular function: RNA binding. The record is from RefSeq and is a predicted model, not a curated record.